Molecule: messenger RNA, 1142 nt
Organism: Cercocebus atys (sooty mangabey)
Lineage: Eukaryota; Metazoa; Chordata; Mammalia; Primates; Cercopithecidae
Gene: TCEAL2
Product: transcription elongation factor A (SII)-like 2
Exons: 3
Coding region: 258-944 (228 amino acids)
Source: RefSeq, a predicted model, not a curated record
GUGGGCACCAGCCCCCACGCCAGCCCGCCAGCCAGCCCAGCGGUCGUGUCCCGGCGCCGGCGCAGAAUAAGCUGUCUGAGCUGCCCAGACUGCUGGGGAGCAGUGAGCCGGCUUCCGCGAGCCGGAGGAAGCACAGGCGUGUCCUGGGUACCCGCAGGUCUGCGCGUCUGUUGUUCCCAGCGCUCUGAGAGGCCUGAAAAGGAGGAGCAACCUGUCCAGAAUCCCCGCAGGAAAGGAAAAGGAGGGGAAAUCUCGACAUGGAAAAAUUCUUCAAUGAAAAUGAAGGAAUGCUUUGGAACCAAGGAAAGAUAGAAAAUGAAGAACAGCCACCGGACGAGGGAAAGCCAGAAGUAGCUUGUACUCUGGAAGACAAGACGUUAGAAAACGAGAGAAAGACAGAAAACAAGGGCAAGACAGGAGAUGAGGAACCGUUAAAGGAUAAAGAAAAGCCAGAGAGUGCAGGAAAGGCAAAAGGAGAAGGAAAGUCAGAGAGGAAGGGAAAGUCAGAGAUGGAGGGAGGAUCAGAGACAGAGGGAAAGCCAGAGAGAGGGGGAAGGGCAGAGGGGGAACGAGAGCCAGACAGUGAAAGAGAGCCAGAGAGUGAGGGAGAGCCAGAAAGUGAAAGGAGGUCUGAAGGAAAGCGCCCGGCUGAGGAUGAUAUACCCAGGAAAGCCAAAAGAAAAACAAACAAGGGGCUGGCUCAGUACCUCAAGCAAUAUAAGGAAGCCAUACAUGAUAUGAAUUUCAGCAAUGAGGACAUGAUAAGAGAAUUUGACAACAUGGCUAGGGUGGAGGAUAAAAGGAGAAAAAGCAAACAGAAAUUGGGGGCGUUUUUGUGGAUGCAAAGAAAUUUACAGGACCCCUUCUAUCCUAGGGGUCCAAGGGAAUUCAGGGGUGGCUGCAGGGCCCCACGAAGGGACACUGAAGACAUUCCUUACGUGUAGUGUCCCUGGCAGACAUUUAUCAGGCCAUAUGUUUUAACCUUAUGGUAAUACUUUGCUUUAGUUGUUCCUCCUGCUACCAGUAGCCUUUUGACCCACCUGCCAGUGCUUGCUUGCUCUAUGUUUCAGUAGCAGAUUUUCAUACCUGUGCAUUUCAGAGACGUCAUGAUUCAUGGAAAAAUAAAGCAGCUUGUAAUAUCA